Molecule: messenger RNA, 1722 nt
Organism: Penicillium salamii
Lineage: Eukaryota; Fungi; Ascomycota; Eurotiomycetes; Eurotiales; Aspergillaceae
Source: the annotation of a GenBank genome assembly
AUGCCCUCCUCGCAGGCUGACGACUUGUCAGUCGGAGACGUGUUCGCGCCACAGGCCGAUAGCGAACAAUCCGUCAUUGAUGGCCCAGCCAAUCACCGUCUCCACAUUGCACACAUGGACGCACCUCCGAAAGCGAAGGGAUUCACUGGACUUGCCAAUCCGACCUUGACUCCAGAUCUUCUACCGAAGUCGCAGCGACGCAAGACCAAGAGAAGGACUGAGGCUCCAGUGGCGGCUUGCGCUACCGUCCAUGGCUUCACGCCUUUGGCUUCCGGUGACGAAGAAUCGGACUUUUCUGCCGCUAGCUCCCGUGCGCCUUCUCGUCCCCCCACAGCAUUGGGUGGUGCGAGCCCUCUGGUACAGCCAGCUACUGGCCAUGGAGUCAGCGCAUUGAAGCUUCAGCUCAACACCCUGAACCUGUCUGACUCGGCCGACGUGAGCGAACUUGUCUCCAAGACCCCCAGCAUCGCAAGUGUUUGCUCCGACAGUGAUCAAACCGAGAUCCUGACUAGUUAUGAAGUCCCGCUGGACCAAGACUUUGUCAGUUCUGACGCGGUGCAACCCGAGGAUCUCAGUGCGGGUGUUGCCGGCAUGAACUCGGACCUGCGUAGCCAACUUUGCCGAAAAAUGACCGCAGACGACUUUGUGCCUAUCCUCUGUCUGGGAAAGGGCUCUUUCGGAACCGUGUUACUCGUGCGCCACGUCCUAACUGGCAAACUGUAUGCACAAAAGCAAUUCCGAAAGGCAUCGCUCACCGUUCACAAAAGGCUAGUCGAGCAGACAAAGACAGAGCGUACGAUUCUGGAAAGUGUCAACCGGCACCCCUUCGUCGUCAAGCUAUUCUACGCCUUCCAAGAUCACGAAAAGCUCUACCUCAUCCUCGAAUACGCGCAAGGAGGUGAACUCUUCCACCACCUUGCCAUGGAGCGUAUGUUCCAAGAAGAUGCAGCCGCAUUCUACAUGGCAGAAAUGGUUCUAGCCCUGGAACACCUACACCAGAACGUCGGCGUCCUCUACCGUGACCUGAAGCCCGAAAACUGUCUCCUAGACGCAGAAGGCCAUCUCCUCCUCACAGACUUCGGACUCAGCAAAAUAGCCCUGAACGACGACGACCGCUGCAACUCCCUCCUCGGCACAAUCGAGUACAUGGCACCAGAAGUCAUUCAAGGAAAGCCAUACGGCAAAGCCUGCGACUGGUGGUCCCUCGGCGCCCUAGGCUACGACCUCCUCACAGGGGCACCACCAUUCCGCGCUCAAAACAACGCCAAGCUCCAAGAGAAGAUCGUCAAGCAAAAACUUAUGCUCCCCUACUUCCUAGGCCCAGACGCAAAAGAUCUUCUCACCCGACUUCUUCGCAAAGAGCCCUCCAAGCGUCUUGGCUACCACAUGCAGAAAGAUCUCCAGAUCAUCAAGAAACAUCGCUUCUUCCGGAAAAUAGACUGGGCUGCCCUGGAACGACGCGAGUUGACACCUCCCAUUCAACCUGUUGUCACGGAUCCUGCGCUCGCGGAGAACUUCUCGGUCGAUUUUACCAAUCUCCCCCUUAGUCCUACUGUUACUGGUACUGGGUUCGAUGAGUAUUAUGCUAAUGGCAAGGAUUGUCCCGAGGGAAGUGAGGAGAAUGUGAAUGUCGGAGAAAGUAAUCCUUUCGGUGGCUUUAGUUACGUUGCUUCGAGUAGCUUGCUAGACCAUGGUCUUGGGGUUAUGACUGCUGGUUAUUGA